AUGUUCCAGGUAUGCUGGACCGGAGUCCUGGCCAGGACAUGUCUGAUUGUCCUGCUUUUGUGGGACCCUAACUAUGCCACCGCAGACUCAGACGAAGAAAUAGAAAGUGAGUGGACACUGUGGAAGCAUAGCAAUGGUGUGGCAUAUGAUGAAGACAUGGAUGACUUUGAAAGAAAGGGGAUUUGGGAGGGCCACUUGAGGGUCAUCAAAAGCAACAAUAUGAACUACCUCCAAGGGUCCAAAGGGUUCACCAUGGCAAUGAACAAAUAUGGAGACCUGACAGAUAAAGAGUACAAACGACUGCAGGGAGCCUUUAUUACUGGCCAAGCUGCGAAAAGAGGGAAGGAUGUGUCUCCCCGUAAGCUCAGAGCUGGGGCCAAGCGUCUAGGACUGGCCACUGUGGAUUACAGAACUAUGGGUUAUGUCACUGAAGUCAAGGACCAGGGCUUUUGUGGCUCUUGCUGGGCAUUCAGUACUACGGGGGCUGUUGAGGGACAAAUGUUUAAGAAGACUGGCAAACUGGUGUCUCUGAGUGAACAAAACCUGGUGGACUGCUCCAAGUCGUUUGGGACCCAUGGCUGUAGUGGUGCCUGGAUGGCCAAUGCCUAUGAUUAUGUGGUGAAAAAUGGUCUGCAAUCAUCUGACUCGUACCCCUACACAUCAGCGGAUACCCAGCCUUGUUUCUAUGACAACGCCCAGGCAGUGGCCAAGAUCAGUGAUUACAGGUUCAUACCAGCUGGAGAUGAACAGGCCUUGGCUGAUGCUGUAGCAACCAUUGGGCCAAUCACAGUUGCCAUUGAUGCUGACCACACCAGUUUCCUGUUCUACAGUUCAGGUAUCUAUGAGGAGCCUCUCUGCAGCCCUAACAGCCUCAGCCAUGCAGUGGUGCUGGUGGGCUAUGGCUCAGAGGGAGGAAAGGACUACUGGAUCAUUAAAAACAGCUGGGGCUCAGGAUGGGGAGAGGGAGGAUACAUGCGGCUUCUCCGAAAUGGAAGCAACACCUGUGGGAUUGCCAGCUACGCCCUCUAUCCAAUCAUGUAAAAUCUGAUUACUCAAAAUUUCGGCAAUUUUUUUUUGUUAUUACUUAAUUCCAAAAAAUCAAAAAGAUUUUCCAUUUCUUCAGCAAAAGAGGCAAUUAUUGUUGCAUAUAGCUGUCUGUGUUUUCAAUGUAGUUGUGUUCUUAGCAGUAUAAUGUUUACUGAGGGAAGGUCAUAACUCGGAGCAACACAGCAAGGAUACAUCUGUGCAUCUGUGUGCUGAAUCAACAAACAGGGCCAGUUUAUGAUGAGAUGCACUGU
Clupea harengus (Atlantic herring) is the source of this 1298-nucleotide messenger RNA. It is a transcript of the gene cts12, whose product is annotated as cathepsin 12. NCBI's taxonomy places the organism in Eukaryota, Metazoa, Chordata, Actinopteri, Clupeiformes, Clupeidae. Gene Ontology annotation, biological process: proteolysis. Gene Ontology annotation, molecular function: cysteine-type peptidase activity. The record is from RefSeq and is a predicted model, not a curated record.